Messenger RNA from Microplitis mediator, 1686 nucleotides. Its product is annotated as methyl farnesoate epoxidase-like. Gene Ontology annotation, biological process: xenobiotic metabolic process. Lineage: Eukaryota; Metazoa; Arthropoda; Insecta; Hymenoptera; Braconidae. The record is from RefSeq and is a predicted model, not a curated record. The coding region runs from base 64 to 1563 and encodes 499 amino acids. Gene Ontology annotation, molecular function: iron ion binding; heme binding; oxidoreductase activity, acting on paired donors, with incorporation or reduction of molecular oxygen, reduced flavin or flavoprotein as one donor, and incorporation of one atom of oxygen. Gene Ontology annotation, cellular component: intracellular membrane-bounded organelle; cytoplasm. The transcript is spliced from 8 exons.
UCGCUAAGAUAAAUCAUAUCCAUCGGAAACCAUUUUUAUAAAUACUUUAAAAAACUAUUAAUUAUGUGGUUAAUAAUAUCAAUUAUUAUUAUUGUAUUUGUAACAAAAAUUUUAAUUGACUGGUAUCGACCGUCAUCAUUUCCACCAGGACCCACUGGAUUACCAUUUAUAAAUAAUAUAUAUGACUUGAAAAAGCUGGUUAAAGAAACAGGUUCUCAUGGAAAAGCAUGGUGUGAGUUAGCAAGAAAAUAUGGACCUAUUGUAGGUCUAAAAUUGGGACUAGCCGAUCCGAUGAUUAUUGUUUCGGGUCGUGAUGCAGUAAUGGAGAUGCUAAGUAGAUCUGAGUUUGAUGGACGGCCUAAUGGGUUUAUAUUUACUCACAGGACUAUGGGAAAAAAACGGGGUAUUCUGUUCACUGAUGGUAAAGUAUGGACAGAUCAAAGAAGGUUUUCGUUAAUAAACUUGAAAAGUUUUGGAUGGGCAGGGCAAACAAUGGAAGAACUUAUUUUAGAAGAUGCUGAGAACUUGGGAAAAAUAAUAGACAAAGUAUCUAAAAAACAUCAAGGGGUUGUUAAAAAUCUUAAUGAACUUACUGCUUUGGCUGUUCUUAAUAGUCUCUGGUCAUUAUUCGGUGGCUCGAGAUACGACAUCGGGAAAUGUGAACCGAAGUUAUUGGACACGUUGAGAAUGUUGAAUGAUUCUGUUAAGGAGUCAAAUGUUUCUGGAGGUUUGUUGAAUUAUUUACCAUUUCUGAGACACGUGGCUCCGAAAUCGUCGGGUUAUGAAGCUAUUCAUGAACGAUUGCAUCGUAUGUGGGCAUUUUUUGCAGAAGAAGUUAAGUCUCAUAAGACCACGAGGAAGUUGGGAAUAAAUAGAGAUUUGAUUGACGUUUAUUUAGAAGAGAUAGAGGCGCGUAAAAAUGAUCCAGAUUCAACUUUUGAUGAAAUGCAAUUAAUUGCAUUGUUAAAAGAUUUUUUUGCGGCGGGAGUUGAUACUACUAAUAAUAGUAUUGGUUUUACUAUUGGAUAUUUAACAUUAGCACCGGAAGUACAAAAGAAAGCACAAGAAGAACUUGACAGAGUAAUUGGAAGAGAUAAUUUGCCUUCAUUAAAUUCUCGAAAUUUGUUGCCAUAUUUAAAUGCAACUCUCACAGAAGUACUAAGAUUAGCCAACAUUGGACCCACAACAAUUCCUCAUCGCGCAACAAAAGACACGCAAUUAAACCGGUACACUAUAAAAAAAAAUUACACAAUUCUCGCCAACUUAAUGAGCGUCCAUCAAGAUGUUGAUCAUUGGGGCGACCCAGAAGUAUUUCGCCCCGAAAGAUUUAUUGAUACAAAUGGAAAAUUUAUUUCUGAUCCUUGGAUUAUACCUUUUGGCGCAGGACGACGAAAAUGUAUAGGAGAGACAUUAGCACGUAAUAGUCACUUUUUAUUCAUCGCGUACUUACUUCAAAAGUUCAAAUUUGAGUUAGCGCCUGGACAAUCACGACCAUUGAUGACUGGGAUGGAUGGAUUCGCACUAGCGCCACCAGUUUUUGAUAUCCUUAUAACUAAACGAUAAAUAUUAUUAUUUUAAUAACUACACUGUAUUAAUUAUAUAACCUUUUAUUAAAUGAACAUCAAUAGAAUAUAUAUGUAUAUAAAUUUGUACAAUCCCCAUGAUUAAAAAAUAUCUAGAAAAAAA